Poecilia reticulata (guppy) is the source of this 3949-nucleotide messenger RNA. Its product is annotated as NLR family CARD domain-containing protein 3-like. NCBI's taxonomy places the organism in Eukaryota, Metazoa, Chordata, Actinopteri, Cyprinodontiformes, Poeciliidae. The record is from RefSeq and is a predicted model, not a curated record. Gene Ontology annotation, molecular function: protein binding.
UGUGUCUAAGCUAGUAUUGAUCUGAAUUUGGCAACAUGGAGACAUCUGAGGACCAGGAAAAGGAAGCUCCUUUCUCUGAAACCACUUUAUACAAGAAACCAGAGGACAAGAGGAAACAACAGGAACAAGAAUCUGGACCAAGCUGUCUGUCCUUCAAGAGCAGCCAGUCAAAAGAUGGUCAAAUUGAUUUUAACCUUGACGAACCUUCAGAUCCAGUGGGAUUCGAUGAGAGCCCAGACAUUGGUCAACCUCCACAUGAGUUUCAAAUGCGGCUGAUCCCCAUAUUUGUGGAACUGGAGAAAAAGAUUGUGACGUUUGUGAAGGAUGAGCUGAAGGAGAUCAAGAAGGUCUUGAGUUCAGAAUACCCCGAUGAGGAGGAGGAGAGUCUGUCUGGAAAUAAGGAUGAGAAGCUAAGAAGUAGCACCAGAGAGGCUUUGUUAAAGAUCACCAUUAAUUUCUUGAGAAUGAUGAAUCUGGAUGACCUGGCUGACCUUCUGCAGAGCAAAUCACUCAUCACAUGCCAACAAACACUAAAGUCUAACAUAAAGAAGAAAUUCCAGAGGGUGUAUGAAGGAAUCGCUAAAUCAGGAAAUCAAACCUUUCUAAAUCAGAUCUACACAGAGCUCUACAUUACAGAGGGGGACAAUGGGGAAGUAAAUAAGGAACAUGAGGUCAGACAGAUUGAAUCAGUGACCUGGAAACCAGACAGACCAGAAACAACAAUUAGACAUGAAGACAUAUUUAAACAGUCACCAGAAAGAGAUGAGCCAAUCAGAACAGUGAUGACAAAGGGAGUGGCUGGCAUUGGGAAAACAGUCCUGACUCAAAAGUUCACUCUGGACUGGGCAGAAGACAAAGCCAACCAAAACAUCCAGUUCAUGUUUCCAUUCACAUUCAGAGAACUGAAUCUGUUAAAAGAUGAACAGUUCAGCUUGGUGGAGCUUGUUCAUCACUUUUUUAGUGAAACCAAAGGAAUCUCCAGGUUUGAAGAGUUAAAGGUUGUGUUCAUCUUUGAUGGCUUGGAUGAAAGUAGACUUCCACUGGACUUCCACAACAAUGAGAUCCUGACAGAUAUAACAAAGUCCACCUCAGUGGAUGUUCUUCUGACAAACCUCAUCAGAGGGAACCUGAUUCCCAAAGCUCACCUCUGGAUAACCACAAGACCUGCAGCAGCCAAUCAGAUCCCUGCUGAGUGUGUUGGCAUGAUGACAGAGAUCAGAGGAUUCACUGACCCACAGAAAGACGAGUACUUCACUAAAAGGUUUAAAUAUAAGGAGCAGGCAAGAAAGGUAAUCUUCCACAUGAAGAAAUCCAGAAGCCUCCACAUCAUGUGCCAUAUCCCAAUCUUCUGCUGGAUCACUGCUAAAGUUGUGGAAGACAUGUUGAACAAGAAAUAUGGAGAAGAUCUGCCAAAGACCCUGACUGAAAUGUACAUUCACUUUCUGGUGGUACAAGCCAAACUGAAGGUCACCAAGUAUGAUGGAGGAGCUGAGACAGAUUCAAUCUGGAGUCCAGAGAACCAGAAGAUGAUUGAGUCUCUGGGAAAACUGGCUUUUGAACAGCUGAUGAAAAGAAACCUGAUCUUCUAUGAAUCAGACCUGGCAGAGUGUGGCAUCAAUAUCAGAGCAGCUUCAACGUACUCAGGAGUGUUCACACAGAUCUUCAGAGAAGAGAGCGGACUGUACCAGGACAAGGUGUUCUGCUUCGUCCACCUGAGUGUUCAGGAAUUUCUGGCUGCUCUUCAUGUUCACCUGACCUUCAUCAAAUCUGGAGUCAAUCUGCUGGAAAAGAAGGAAAUGAAAUCCAAGGUAUUGGAAAAACAAAACCAUGAAUCUUCAGAGACAGAAAUGUACCAGAGGGCUGUGGACAUGGCCCUAGAGAGUCCAGAUGGACACCUGGACUUGUUCCUCCGCUUCCUACUUGGUCUUUCACUGGAGACCAAUAAUUGUUGGUUAGGUAGACUUGUGAGACAGAGAGAGAAAUACUUAGCAACUAAUAAGGACACAGCCCAGUACGUUAAGAAGAAGAUUAAUGAUCAAAAAUAUGUUGAGAAAAGCAUCAAUCUGUUCCACUGCCUGAAUGAACUAAAGGAUCAGUCCCUGAUGGAGGAAAUCCAACAAUCUCUACAAACAGGAAGUCUUUCAGUACACCAGCUGUCUCCUGCUCAGUGGUCAGCUCUGCAUUUCAUCCUACUUUCAUCAAACAAAAAUCUGGAGAUGUUUGACCUGAAGAAAUACUCUGCUUCAGAAGGCGCUCUUCAGCGACUGCUGCCAAUAGCUGAAGCCACAAGCAAAGUUAUACUGAGUGGGUGUAACCUCUCAGAGAGAAGCUGUGAAGCUCUGUCCUCAUUGCUCAGCUCAACAACAUCUAGUCUCAGAGAUCUGGACCUGAGUAACAACGACCUCACAGAUUCAGGAGUGAAGCUGCUGUGCAAUGGACUGAGGAGUCCUAACUGUGAAUUGGAGAUUCUGAGGCUUUCAGGCUGCUUGAUCACAGAGGAAGGCUGUGCUGCUCUGGUCUCAGCUCUGACUAUGAACCCGUCUCACCUGAAGGAGCUGGACCUCAGCUACAAUAAUCCAGGAGAGGCAGGAAAGGAGAGUCUAGCAGCGAUACUGAAGAAUCAAAGCUUUAAAUUGGACUCUCUAAGCAUGGAGCCUGCAGGAGAAACUUGGUUGAUACCAGGUCUCAGGAAGUAUUCCUGUCCACUAACAGUCGACCUUAACACUGUGAACAGAUUCCUCAAACUCUCUGAAGAAAACAGGAAGAUGACACGUGUGGAAGAGGAGCAGCCGUAUCCUGAUCAUGCAGACAGAUUUGAUUCCUUUCAGUUGCUGUGUACUGAUGUUCUGACUGGUCGCUGUUACUGGGAGGUUGAGUGGAGUGGGAGGGUCCAUGUAUCAGUGAGUUGCAGGGGAAUAAACAGAAAAGGAGACAAUGAUGACUCCUGGUUUGGAUUUAAUGAUAACUCCUUGAGUCUAACCUGCUCAGAUGAUGGUUACACUGUUUGGCUCAAUAGUGAAAGGAAAGCCUUCAUCCCUGUUCCCUCUUUCUCCUUUUCCUCCUUUGUCUCUGACAGAGUAGCUGUGUAUGUGGAUUGUCCUGCUGGGACUCUGUCCUUCUACAGAGUCUCUUCAGACACACUGAUCCACAUCUACACCUUAAACAUCAAAUUCACUGAACCUCUUUAUCCUGGAUUUGGAUUUGAGUUCAGGGCAGGUUCUUGGAUGUCUUUGUGUUCACUUUAAGCCCCCAAGCUUUAGUGAUUGUCGUUGUUCAUCUUGACUAAACUGUCACAAUAAAUAUAACCUAUUUUUCCAGACUUUUAGUCAUUCCAGAGGAUAAGUCACAUAAAUCAAAUAAUCAUGUCACACAGAAGUAGAGUUUAGAUCAGGUCUGAAAAAUCCAGCCUGACCCGGCCUGAGCCUGCGUACAGUGUGUCCGAGCCCGACCCGAAUAACUUUGUUGGUCCAAAUUAAACCCGAGAUACUGUUUUAAUUAAAAAUUUAGCUAUUUCAUCUUUAAAUCAUAAUUUGAGUAUAGCAGUGUAAAUUCAGCUGUUUUUAGCUUUUGCUUAACAUCUUUUAGCUCCAUUUUGUUGCUUGUUGUAACCACAGGAUGAGUCAAGUGCGGAAGAGGAGCAGCCGUUUCCUGAUCAUCCAGACAGAUUUGAUUCCUUUCAGUUGCCGUGUACCGAUGUUCUGACUGGUCACUGUUACUGGGAGGUUGAGUGGAGUGGGAGGGUCCAUGUAUCAGUGAGUUGCAGGGGAAUCAACAGAAAAGGAGACAAUGAUGACUCCUGGUUUGGAUUUAAUGAUAACUCCUCGAGUCUAACCUGCUCAGAUGAUGGUUGCACUGUUUGGCUCAAUAGUGAAAGGAAAGCCUUCAUCCCUGUUCCCUCUUUCUCCUUGUCCUCCUUUGUGUGCAAAUCAUCUGGGAUGUAUGACUGAUA